This is a messenger RNA of Purpureocillium lilacinum, 2076 nucleotides long. The record is from RefSeq and is a predicted model, not a curated record. NCBI's taxonomy places the organism in Eukaryota, Fungi, Ascomycota, Sordariomycetes, Hypocreales, Ophiocordycipitaceae.
AUGAGCUUGAAGACAUUACUGAGCGUCGCGGCGCUGUCACUCGGGUUGAUGACACAUGCGGCCAGCCAUGAUGUCCUCAAUUUCGUGAAUCCAUUGAUUGGCACCGUCAACGGGGGCCAUGUAUUCCCCGGCGCGACGCUGCCUUUUGGCAUGGCCAAGGCCGUUGCGGACACAAAUGGCGCCGAGCUCCAAGGAGGCUUCGCCUCAGAUAGCUCAGAUAUCGUUGGAUUCUCACACAUGCAUGAUAGCGACCUGUCUAACUCACGCAGUAUGGCAAACAUAUCGGUCGAUGAUCGUACCGGCCGCAUUACCGGCAGCGGCACUUUCAAGCCCUCGUUCGGCAUUGGAACGUACACGCUGCACUUUUGCGCCGACUUUCAAGGCGCGGAGAUCAAGCAGACAGGUGUCUUCCAAAACACCCGCGCAGGCACGCAACCAAAGAGCCUCAAGACUCAGACAGACGGCAGCAGCUCGCCGCCGGUUCCUGCCGGCGCGUUUGUCCAGUUCAAAAAACCGGGGAAGCACAACCAAAUUGCAGCGCGAGUCGGCCUGUCGUUCAUAAAUCCCCAGCAGGCCUGCAGGAACUCCGAAAGGGAGAUUGGCGACUUCAACUUCGAUUAUACUCGCCAGAAGGCCCGCGAUGCUUGGGCAGACAAACUCAGCGCUGUUCAAGUGAGCACCAAGGGAGUCAGCAAAACUAUCCAGACUGUCUUUUGGUCCGGCAUGUAUCGAACAAUGAUUUCUCCUCAGGACUAUACGGGCGAGAACCCCCUCUGGAAGAGUAGCGAGCCCUACUACGACUCAUUCUACUGCAUCUGGGACUCGUAUCGGAGCAUCCACCCUCUACUCACAUUGCUUGACCCUGUCAGCCAGACGCUUAUGGUCCGUAGCCUUAUUGACAUAUACCGUCACGAAGGAAAGCUGCCGGAUUGCAGAAUGAGCCUGUGUAAAGGCUUUACACAGGGUGGCAGCAACGCUGACGUCGUUCUGGCGGAUGCAUAUGUCAAGAAUCUCCAUGAUGGCAUUGACUGGAAAACGGGAUACGAGGCUGUGGUAUCCGAUGCCGAAGAUGAGCCUCCUGUGUGGUCGGUCGAAGGUCGAGGAGGCCUUGCUAGUUGGAAGCAACUAGGUUACAUCCCAACAGACGAUUUUGAUCCAUUUGGUGUCGGGCCCUUCACGCGGUCUAUCUCCCGAACUGUGGAGUAUGCAUACAACGACUUUUGUGUGGCGGAAAUGGCACGGGGCCUGAAGAAGCAGGUCGAUGUCGAGAAAUACCGAAAGCGCGCAAAAAACUGGAUCAACAUGUUCAACAAGAACCAGAAGUCGACAGUCAAGGGCAAAACAUUCACUGGUUUCUUACAGCCUAGGUAUCUCAACGGCACCUAUGGUUUUCAGGACCCCUUGUUUUGCACUCCAAUGCUCAACUUCACAAGCUGCUACUUGAACAGCAAAGGACACGAGACAUAUGAAGGCAGCAGCUGGCUUUAUACUUUCUACGCGCCUCACGAUAUGAAUGCCUUGAUUGCCACCUUGGGCGGCCCAUCGGAAUUUGUUCAACGUCUGCAAUUCCUCCACGACACACCUGGUCUUCUUUACAUGGGCGACGAGCAAGCCUUCUUGAUGGUCUAUCUUUUUCACUACGCCGGACGCCCUGGAUUAAGCUCCUUCUACCAGCACUCUUAUAUCCCAUCACAGUUUAACGAUACCGUCGUUGGAAUCCCCGGCAAUGACGACUCCGGGGCUAUGGGCUCCUUUAGCACCCUUGCAAUGAUGGGUGUGUGGCCAAUCGCUGGACAGGAUGUCUAUCUCAUCAACCCCCCGUUCUUUCCCGAGGUUACGAUUAUCAAUCGCAUCACUAAGAAGAAGGCAACAAUACGCAACAUAAAUUUUGACGCAAACUACAAGAACAUUUACAUCCAGAGCGCAAAACUUGACGGCAAGCCAUAUACUCGAAACUGGAUAACCCAUGACUUCUUCUCUAACGGCGGUGUCCUGGAGUUGACACUCGGCAAAAGCGAGAGCAAGUGGGGAACAAGAGAUCAGGACCUGCCGCCGAGCAUGCGGAAGAACCACUAG